AUGGAAGACAAGGACUCAAUGGGCGACGAGGACUCAAUGGACGAUGAGGACUCGAUGGAUAACGAGGAAUCCGAUCGGAGAUUGCUUUCCGACAAGCUGAACAUCUGGCGCCAUGAUAUGCCCGAUAGCCUGUAUCAUUCGGCGGCGAGAUCUAGAGCCUGUUCCUUGAUGGGUCAACCACAUGUGUUAGAUCUAGCCUGUAAGUGGCUAGAAGGAUGUCAAGAUUCCCAUCAAUGUUUUGCUCAAGCGAAUAAUGCUUGGUAUCCCAGUCGGUUACUGGAUGUUUCGGUUGAUGGCAUCAUACGUCUAGUGACCACGGCGAAAGAGCAUGUCACUGGACAUUAUGCCACCUUGAGCCACUGUUGGGGCCCGGGAAAAUUCUUGGUAUUGAAUCCAGACAACAUAUCGCAAUUCUCGGCGGGAUACCCCCUUGAAAAGAUCCCUCGUACUUUCCAAGAAGCCGUUCAAGUAAUCAGGCAUCUCAAGAUUCGGUAUUUGUGGAUCGAUAGCUACUGUAUAAUACAGGGCGACAGCGACGAUGCGCGGGAAGAUUGGAAUCGAGAAGCACAGAAAAUGUGUAGAGUGUACACGAAUUCCUUUCUGAAUAUCGGGUCUGCAUACUCCAAGAAUCCUCACGACGGUCUGUUCCAGCGACGCAAGGUGGAAGAAAUCCUUAACAACGUGCUUCUCAAAUGGCGACCUUCGGCUGUCAAAGACGAAUCGUUUUACAACAUUUGUUUUGACGAUGGCUUUAUCCCGUUCACGAGGUUUGGGCCACUCUUCGAGGCCUUCAAGCACCUUAGCGAGUGUGCUUUGUCUAAAAGGGCGUGGGUGAUUCAAGAGACUGUUCUCAGUCCUCGUAUGCUCAGUUUUACAGGCAAACAGCUCAUAUGGCAGUGCUCUGAGGCAGCAUCUUGCGAAACUGCGCCAGCCCAGAGUCGUAAGUCGAUCCUGGAAGUUGAGCGGUGGAGUUCAUUUUGGGCUGCUGAAAAUGACAUGGCUCCUCCUUUGAGCGAAGAAAAAUGCAUUGAUGAGAUGCCAAAGUUGAUGCGUCGAUGGUUCCAUAUAUCAACCAAAUAUAGCGAAGCAAAGCUAUCGUAUCCCAACAAGGACAGAUUCAAAGCAUUGGCCGGCGUCGGCGAGCGCUUUUCCCAGCUUACCAACCGAGCCUAUCGGUAUGGCUACUUCCCCUUAUAUACAAAGCUCGAAGCAUUUGGACUAUACUACUCCGUGUUGAGCGAAGCGGGUGCUACAGGCGGGUGGGUAUCUUCGAGAUCUCCUGGUCAGGAGAUAGGACUGGGCGUGCCAUUCAGCAGCGGCUAUUAG
Pestalotiopsis fici W106-1 is the source of this 1326-nucleotide messenger RNA. RefSeq lists its product as uncharacterized. The transcript is spliced from 2 exons. The coding region runs from base 1 to 1326 and encodes 441 amino acids. NCBI's taxonomy places the organism in Eukaryota, Fungi, Ascomycota, Sordariomycetes, Amphisphaeriales, Sporocadaceae. The record is from RefSeq and is a predicted model, not a curated record.